Messenger RNA from Pyricularia grisea, 1484 nucleotides. RefSeq lists its product as uncharacterized. The transcript has 4 exons. Lineage: Eukaryota; Fungi; Ascomycota; Sordariomycetes; Magnaporthales; Pyriculariaceae. The coding region runs from base 436 to 804 and encodes 122 amino acids. The record is from RefSeq and is a predicted model, not a curated record.
AAAUGGUUCGCGAAAAUCGAAGAUGUCAAUAAAUGAUUUUUAGGCAUCCAACUAUAUGCACACUCGCUCUUUCCCAAACAGUCAACCAUUACCGGCACUGUACCUCUGAGGUCAAAGAAGGUAUCGUUUGCAUUUAGUUGCCGUCAUAAUAUCUACUGUCAACUCACCUUUCUCUCGCCAAUCACCUUUUUUAAUUCAUCCUCCUGGGGUUCAACUUUACAACCAACCUACAUCUACAGACUGAGAUAUUUCUGAUAGAUUCUCACCAAAUCAAACAAACACCUCUACAGCCAGCGACACUCACUUUGCUCUGAGAAAAGCCUCCAUUACAAGUCAACAUGACGAAGAAAAGCUACUCAUCUGCGACGAGUGCCGCAUCCACGACUAGUACCCACCGCCCACCGCCAGGCCGCAAGAAUUAGGUAUUCUGCACCAAUGGCUCCCACUGGGCACCGCGAGGAGACUUUUCCAAAUCUCAGCUACAAAAGUGGCAUGGAAGCUUUGGCGACACCAAGAUUUCAUGCUCGAAGCACACCAACCUCGCCGCCGCAGAGCUUCGCUGCACCGGUCCAUGCGGUCGUAUUCUUGCCGUCACUUGCUUCUCCAAGAACCAGCGCUCUGCCGGUGGAAGUCAGGAGUGUCUUGAUUGCGUCGCCUGGGGACUCAGCCAAGAGCCCGGCCACACUGUCCUCGCCACCGCCGAUGUCCACCAGAGCCAGGACGAGGCCCGUCGGGACCUUGCCUCUCGUGAAGCCCCCAACAACAGGGCGCUUCAAAUUGACGAUGGCAGCCAGAGAGCCUUGACAUUUGAGAGCAUGAGCUCCACUGCUUCGAUGACCAGCGAGAGAAGCUAUGCUAGUACUGCUGCGUCCCGUGUUUCUUCCAACAGCUUGGGACCCUGGGCCCGCCCUGUUCAACGCAAGACGGACUGGAUGGUUCCUACUUAUCUUCAGGAGAUCCGGGAUGGUCGUGGCCCGGCCACGCUGCCCCCUCUGAUCCCCGAGGAAGCCUAUGACAGUGACGGUUCUGUUGAUUAUUGCUGAGCGUGGAUUUAAGUCUAGCGUUUCGCCAGCGUAGAGUUGCUUUUGCGCCGCCUUCUCGUGCACCCCUUUUUUUCUCGUUGAUUUUCUCACUGAGUUUUGCAAUCAAUCGUAGCAAGAUGAUCAGAUAGACGCCAAUAAUUGAGGAUUCUGAAAUGAAAUCAUACCAGAGAGGGUUACUUGUGAAAAAUUGGCAGAGACAAGCAUAUUGACAUUGCUUUCCCCUGACUAUCCAAUAACCCUCUACCUCAUUAUAUGCAUCGUAACCAUCCAUAAUAACUCAAGCCAACGGUUGUACAUAAAUAGACAAGAAAGGCAUAUCAACUAGGCUCAUACGAUCUUGGGUAUCAUCAAAGUCAUGACAGAAAAGAAUAGGGCACAGAAAGUAUCAAACAAUGUCUGCACAAAAAAAAAAAAAAAAAAAAAAAAAAAAAAAACACAAUA